Molecule: messenger RNA, 700 nt
Organism: Ooceraea biroi (clonal raider ant)
Lineage: Eukaryota; Metazoa; Arthropoda; Insecta; Hymenoptera; Formicidae
Gene: galla-2
Product: MIP18 family protein galla-2
Cellular component (GO): cytosolic [4Fe-4S] assembly targeting complex
Source: RefSeq, a predicted model, not a curated record
UACAUAUUUCGUGCCUUAGUAGAUUUAUUUACGAAGGAAAACGAGUAAAGAGAGAUAUAUUAAUGCUGGUAAAGCAUGGUAAAGCAGAAGAAGAAGAAGAGUAGAAACACAUGGUAAAUUGUGAAUUAGUUCGACAUUUAACUAAACGGUGAUUUACGAUGGGCGAAAACUUGGAGAAUAUUAAUCCGAAGCUCUACAAAAAAUUGGAUAACAGAGAAAUCACAGCCGAAGAGCAAGAUGAAGGCAUCGCCGAUGAAUUUGAUGCGAGAGAAAUUUUCGAUAUAAUUAGGAACAUCAACGAUCCGGAGCAUCCCUUGACUCUGGAAGAAUUAAAUGUGGUAGAACACAGUCUCAUCGAGGUUGAUGACAAAAGAAAUCGAGUGGACGUAAAGUUCACACCCACGAUUCCUCACUGUAGUAUGGCCACUUUGAUUGGACUGUCCAUCCGCGUACAAUUAUUGCGUGCUUUGCCAGCCAGGUUUAAGGUCAGUGUGGAAAUUUCUCCUGGUACCCACGUGUCGGAGGCGGCGGUGAACAAGCAGCUGGCAGAUAAGGAGAGAGUUGCCGCGGCUUUAGAAAAUUCUAUGUUGCUUGGAGUGAUCAACCAAUGUCUAAUGCCAAAAGAUUAAUGUGUACGAAUAUUUUUGUAUUUAAGAAACGAUAGAAAAUAUAUCAUCUGUACAUAUGUGUUACAAAAUAA